UUUGGGCCUCGGCGGGCGCCGUUGUCCCGUGACCCGAUCCGGAAGCGCGGGGCUCUUCCGUGCUGGCAGCGAUGGCUCCGGACCGCUGGCUCUCGCUGUACGAUGCCACCUGCCAGGUCGCUCAGGAGGUCGCCGAGAAAAUCCAGGAGCGUAACCGGUACCAGAGGAACGGGGAAAGCUCGGCCAAGCUCAAUGUGAUUAUCAGGUCAUCACUGCAGAAUCUCCAAGAGAAGAUUGAUCAGCUGAAGGACUUACUGCUUCGGGCUGUAUCAACACACCAAAUCACACAGCUGGAGGGAGACAGGAGGCAGAAUUUGGUGGAUGAUCUUCUCACACGACAGAAACAACUCCAGGCAUCUUACAAGAAUGAAGGCACAGAACCAGAUGUGAUAAGAUCGAGCCUAAUGACCGGAGGGAUCAAACGAGGUGUCACUAACCCGUGGCUCUUGGAAGAAUCUGAAGAAACCAGAGGGCUUGGCUGUGACGAUCUCAGGCAGCAGCAGCGAAGGAUCAUAGAAGAGCAAGAUGCUGGACUCGAUGCUCUUUCUUCAAUCAUAUCCCGGCAAAAGCAAAUGGGGCAGGAAAUUGGGAAUGAGCUGGAUGAGCAGAAUGAGAUCAUCGACGACCUCACUAACCUAGUGGAAAACACAGAUGACAAGCUUCGCAACCAGACACGGCACGUGAAGAUGGUGGACAAGAAAUCAACGUCCUGUGGAAUGCUGGUGGUGAUUGUGUUGCUGCUGAUUGCGAUUGCUGUAGUUGCUGUCUGGCCGACACACUAACGCGGGUGUGGGGCCCACUGGAGCUGCUGCUCCACAGCUGAGCACGGAGGACUCUGGAGAAGAGACCAACUGUGUGCAAAGACCUGUGAUUUAAAUAAACUCAAUGGUAUUAGAAUGAAGCUGUGUCCGACAGACAUCCGCUCUCCCUUUGGUGCACAGCUGAAGAGCGCUGCGUGAUUUGGAGGGUUUGAACAUGAAAAGGACUCUCUUCCCACCUUCAUUUGGCAUUGAGGACGCUGCAUCUAGCUCCACAAGAGCUGCACUUCCCAGUGCAUCUGUGGCAGAGCACGUGCUGGUGUCAGGGUGCUGCUGCCUGGCCCGUGGCUGUGGCUGCUGCUGCUGAGCAGCUUUAAGAUACUAAAAUGCAGGUGUGGGUUGGGAGUACUGCGGCUCCUCCACUUUCUCAUACCUUCCCUAGGGACGAAACCACAGUUUUCAAGGAAUAGGUGUUUUGGGGAAUGACUGCAUCUGGAUUCUCGCAGGAUGGGAAGCCCCACGCGGAGACAUGAGACCCCCACAAGAUGCACAGAAAUGCUGGUGAAUGAGUCAGUCCUUGGGGGAGAGUUGUUGGUGUUGAUCUCCAUGGACAGACAUGUGAACAGCAUCAGGUUUCCAGCCAGGUGGGUCCGAGUGGAGAGCCUUGCCCUGUACGUGCUCAUGAGGACAGGGUGCUCUCCACAUGCUCUACCGUGCUCUGCACACAGGAUGUGCUGCAUUAAUGUACUAACCUCAGCAAUCGAGGGCUGCCUCUUUAUCACUUUUCACUCUCUGUUAGACCUGAGAGGAGGAAUUUCCCUAUUUACAAACUAAUGAAAAAGAAGGAUUGAAGGUUCGCUUCUGGCUGAGAAAAUCAUUAUUUUGUUACAUGCAUCAGUUUGAUUUCAGAAUUGAUAGGGCAAGCAAUAAAUAUUGAAUAAAAGCUGGUGCAUUUCUAUACAGUUUAUCUGCCUGGGUCUUUAUUGUUUCCAGCCAUCUCAUGUUGUGCAUGAAUGAUUUCUCCAACACUUUCAUUUCCUAAGAGCUGGUUUGGAGAAGGAAAAAAGCAAUUCCUGUCAGACUUCAUGUGUAUCAUGACAUAUAUUUCCUGGCAGAUCCAUAAGACUUGCCAGCCCUGGGCUGGCCCUCACCUGUGCUGGUGGAGUAUCUCCUUUUGCAGCUCUCAACUGGCUCUUGGCACUCAUUUCCCUCUCCCUGCCUUCCACCUGCAUAACAGAAGUGGUGGCACGUCUAGCACUGAUGUGGGAGGUGGGAAACCAGGGUAUCCUCGUGUUGCAUUACUUCUUGAGGGACAUGCAUCUCCAUGUGUUUUGCUAGAGAAAAUCUUUCAAGCCUUUAGAAGUCCGAUCCGGCUGAUGCGUGCUUGCUUUUGCUUGGAGAGAUGCUUCAUCUUACAGCCUUCAAAGGAGAAAAGGGGAAAAAAACACAGGUAGUUUUAUGUUCUCGUGGUUUUCAAGAGGACACAACAGGUUUUUGACUUGUUUAUUGCUUGAUACUAGAUUAGAAACGGAGCUUUAAGCAAGGCUGCUCCAGCUGGCAACAGGUAAGAGGGAGCUUUGGAGCUGUGUUCAGAACUUGUGCAUUCCUGCAGUUCUGUGGAAGGACCAACACUGGAAACUCUCCUGGAGUUGUUUCUCAGCAGCAGCCUGUGCCCAAGCCCUGCAGCGGGAUUUCACUCACGGCUCCAGUGCAGCCCCUGGAUCUCUGGUGACAGCAGGAGAAUGACACGUGGUUUGUUGAGAUGAAGCUACAGACUCGGGUUUCUAAUUAAAACUGCCGUUUAUGGAGGGAAUGAAGGUUUUGUUUGAAUUCCCAGGACACGCAGGAUGAUGCAUAAUUCAUCCUGAUCAACGUGACACAGUGACUUUGUUCUGGCAGAGGCUUUAAAACGAUGUUUCCUGACCUGCUGGGUCCUCAAACAGAUUUUUCCUGUUAGUGCUCGGGAAAGGUAGAAAUGCGAGGCUUUGCUCUGCUGAAAUGUCUCACCACGGGGGCCUCAGACUUGCCCUUUAGUAACAUUUAAUAUGUCGUGUGGGUGAGGAGUUUUAUUAAAAACCAGUGGAUUUGGCAGCGUUCUGCUGUGCUGGGGGAAGCUUUUCUGUCUCCUGCCCCACCAAAGAAAAAGGUUAAAGUACCAGAGCCGCUGGGUUUUGGCUCAGAGCGAGCAGGCUUGGCGAGCCCAGCUCACCGGAGCCUGGCGCAGGGUCACCGUGCUGCCGGCUGCCCUCACUUCCAGGCGUGGAGCAAAGGGUGCUCAAGCUGCCCGUUGAAUCUAUGCCAUGGGGCUGCUGGAGUCAUGCACUUGUGGUGGCUUCUCCAAGCAAAGGUCUCCUCCGUUCCCCUGUAAUGUGCUCAGAGGGACACCCCAGGCUUGGCAUUCCCUUGCAGCUCCUUCAUUUCUCUCUUGGAGGAUGUGCUCAGGAGUUUAGCUGCUUCCAGUUGGUAUUCUGUCAAAAAUACAAGUGCUGUGGGAAGGUCUGGGACCUGUGAGAGGCACUUGCCUGUCCAAGUGCCCUUGAAAAGAAGUCUCUAGCUCCUGUUUGAGGGUAAAGAUGAUCUUGAAAGGCUGCCGGGCAUUUUCACAUGCCCUUAUGUCUGGAGGUUGGGUGUGAGCUCGGUGCUGAGCUUGGCUGAGCUCUCUCAUGCUGCUCAGUGGGAUGAGGCUGAGAGCAAACGCUCGGGCUCCAGCCCUCAGUGGGAACAGGCUCUUUUCCCAUUUUCCAGAGCCACCGUUUCUUCAUUGAACAACUGCCCGCCUGCCCGGAGGACACGGAGCCAGAGCAAUCUGGGAAACGCAUUUGCUUCUGUGAGGAGCCACAGGUGACAGCCCCGGAGCAGAGGUGGUGGCACUUGUGACCCAUUUGUCUCUGCAAUAAAGAUCUGAGAUUUCUGACCUC
Messenger RNA from Strigops habroptila (Kakapo), 3676 nucleotides. RefSeq names its product syntaxin 8 (gene STX8). Gene Ontology annotation, biological process: intracellular protein transport; vesicle fusion. NCBI's taxonomy places the organism in Eukaryota, Metazoa, Chordata, Aves, Psittaciformes, Psittacidae. Gene Ontology annotation, molecular function: SNAP receptor activity; SNARE binding. The record is from RefSeq and is a predicted model, not a curated record. The coding region runs from base 72 to 782 and encodes 236 amino acids. The transcript has 8 exons. Gene Ontology annotation, cellular component: endomembrane system; SNARE complex.